AUGUAUUUGAAAUCCAGUCUUGUCACGUACCAAUUACGAACGAGUUACCUGAACGACAUUGCCGACGGUGUUGGGGAGCGCCUCCUCACUCUCAAUGACAGCUUCCUGAACACGGCCGCCUUCAAGGCGGCGGGAUGGCGCUCCAACCCAGCGCAUAUCAAGAGGACUCACUCUCCACCAAUACCCACUGCCGUCGCGUCCGAAUAUUUCCAAGCCCCGCGGUCAGCAGGCCUGACCCUCGAGGAUGAGCACGAUGAAGGAGGGGCGCUUGGCGGAGGAGGUGGAGGCCUCGGCUCCGAUACCGUUGGCCCUUCCAUGGCAGCGGCCUCGAAGCGCCGGCGGAGACGCGAACAGAUGGGCGAGGAAGAUGAGGACAGUAGUGACCUGAGCGACGAGAGCGACGACGAGCCGGAGCAGCGCGCGGCGCAACAGAUCAAGUUCGCCAAAAUGCCCUUGAGGAACCGUUCCGGCUCCUCGCCUAUACAGUCAUCCAACCUACGACAGGUUUCUACGGUGUCUUCUACGACGUCCUCGCCGCAGAGGCCGGCCCCGCGGCGGGGCUCGCAGUCUGCGCUUGAGACCGUCAAGGAGCGAGCACGGAGGGACACCGUCACGAGUAGUGAGGUGUCGUCGGAGAACGAGUUCGACUCGUCGGGCUAUCAACGGCAGCGAGAGCAGGCCCGGGCUCAGGCCCGAGCAGCCAGGAUGCAGUCUCGGCUCAACUCUGACGCUUCCCUCACGGGUGUUAAACGCCAGGAGAGUGAUCUACUCGAGGAGGAGGAGGAAGACGACUCCGAUGCCUCCGAUAUCUCCUCCGCAUAUGUGGGCAGCAUUGAUUCUGCGUCCAUCCUCAAUGGUGCAGAUAACCCAUUGAACGCAUCGCCGAGGCAGCAAAUAGUCGGCACUCCACCGCGAGAGUUUACCAGAACGUCGACGAUACGCAAAUCACACGCACCUCCUCCCCAUCUUAUGCCAGUUCUCCCACCGCCGAGGCCUGUCAGCAUGGUGCGGCCGCUUAGCAUGAUACAGCCUAAGAGUCUGCUAUCUGAAGCGCUCAAAGCCAAGAAAACCAAACCGGCCAUCCCGUUUGACGGAUUCGCGUCUUUAUCGGGACAGGGCGACCCCAACCCAAUCAUGGUCAGAAUCUAUGCUAUAGGCUCAAAAAAUGCGUCCAAGCCUUAUGAGGUUGCGAUUCGCAGGACGGUUCAUGAAGGUCAAGCCGCAGACAGGGCUGUGACAGUCGCAGAUCUCAUAGGCCUCAGUCUCUGGAGAUACAACGAGGAGAAACGGGAGCCUCCUUUGCCGGCCGAUAAGCUCAACGUAAAUUGGUGGACCCUGAGGAUGGUAGAAGAGGGAGGCGAAGUGGAUGAUGACUUCCCGCCUCUUGAACGGAAGAAGCAGCUGAUCUCGUUCACGACCGCAAACAACAGAGCCGGGAGGAUGCGUUCAAACUCAAAAGUCUACGACGAGUUCGCCCUAGUGCAGGCAUCGCCAGACGAGUUUGCUGAGAAUCAAAAACUCACGCCGCAGUUCACCGAGGAGGCCCUGACCGAAGAACCCAAAGAGGAGGACGAGCUCACACCACGGAACACCCCGCAGCCCAACGUAUCGGUGCUCACCCCUUCAAGUCGCCCCAGGCAGAACCCCAUUAUCACUACUACCUACCGGCAUAACUCAAACUUGUUAGCAGACAUGCCUCCGGCUCCCGUCACCGUAGCGAAUACCACCCGAGGCAAGAAGAAGCUGCUCCGCAUCCACAUCCACUCCAUCGAUGCUGCACCGGGUCAGAUGGUCACCCUCGAUGUCACAACGGACACGUACCUGGAAGAAGUCCUCGACCUCGUCUGCAAAAAGCGCCAACUCGACAAGGCCGCCCACGUGCUGAAGCUGCCCGGGUCAGGCGCCGUCGUCCUGAUCGACAGGGAGGUCUCCUCGAUCGGCAACGUGAGCGACCUCGAGCUGCACCGCCGGCGCUUCGCCACCGACGGCCCGUCCACGAUGACGGGCGGCUCGCCCAGCAGCGCGUCGCCCAAGGUCUACUCGUACCCGGACUCGGGCAGCGGCAGCGCCCCGCCGGCGGCGCUGCGCAGCAAGGGCAGGCUCAGGACGACGACGGCGGCCAUGCUCGGCGCGCACCCGCUCGCCACCGAGGCGCUCAAGCAGGACGAGCUCGUCAACUCCAACUACAAAAAGUACACCGUCUGGCGCAAGCAGCCCAUGCGCUUCGCCAACCUCAACGAGCGCCUCCUGACCAUCGACGGCGAGUACAUCCACAUCGUGCCCUCCUCGGGCGGCAGGGCCAUGCUCGAGGGCGGCGGCAAGACGACGACGGUCCACUUUAGCAAUGUCGUGGGAUGUAAGGUGUCCCGGCGGCACCCGACUCAUUUCAAGCUCCUUGUGUUUAAGGCAACAGAGAGUAAGCGAUAUGAUUUCGAGGCCAAGAGUGCGAGCGAGGCGGCGGAGAUCGUGCAAGAGCUCAAGAAGGGCAUUUCUCCGUACCGUGAUGUCUGA
Messenger RNA from Thyridium curvatum, 2511 nucleotides. RefSeq lists its product as uncharacterized. Gene Ontology annotation, cellular component: cytoplasm; plasma membrane; TORC2 complex. Gene Ontology annotation, molecular function: phosphatidylinositol-4,5-bisphosphate binding. The transcript has 2 exons. Gene Ontology annotation, biological process: TORC2 signaling. Lineage: Eukaryota; Fungi; Ascomycota; Sordariomycetes; Thyridiales; Thyridiaceae. The record is from RefSeq and is a predicted model, not a curated record. The coding region runs from base 1 to 2511 and encodes 836 amino acids.